Penaeus vannamei (Pacific white shrimp) is the source of this 1224-nucleotide messenger RNA. RefSeq names its product RNA-binding protein 33. Gene Ontology annotation, molecular function: RNA binding. The record is from RefSeq and is a predicted model, not a curated record. Lineage: Eukaryota; Metazoa; Arthropoda; Malacostraca; Decapoda; Penaeidae.
UUUGUUAAAUAAACAGUCCCGUUGAAUCCAGACCAGCAAAAAGUGAAUUAUAUGUCACGAUAACAUAUACGACAUGGUAAAAGCUAGAUGAGAUAAUCAUAGACACACAAAUUCAUCAGAAAAUGGCAAAUGAAACAUGGUUCCUCCGGGCCGAAAGCAUUUCCUUCCUUGUAGUCAAGUGUUUGUGUUGUGUCCAUUGAUCUGAUGAAAAUGAAAAAGGCGUCUAUGUGAAAGAUCUUUUUUCGGGCUUUUAUAGCUUCAGAUUAGGAAAUCGCGUAACACAAACUUAAAAUGGCAGAGUUAGAGGAUGAGUUGAUUGGAGAAGAUUUAGAUUAUGAGUAUGAUCUGGAUGAGGAGGAAGAAGAAGCCCUCCUGGCUGGUGAAACACAAGAGGUUGAAGAAGAUAUAAUUGAGUUACGUGUGGAGGAUGAGUUUGAAGAUGAUGAUGGUCAGAUGGGCAUGUCUCACUCCUCUAAUGUUCAUUCAUUACAGACAUCAGAUGCUGUAUAUGAAAGGGAUAUUGAGGAUAACUAUAAUGAUAAUUCCCUGAAUGAUGAGUCCCUUAACAUAGAAACCCAAAAUAUUUUAGAAGAGGAGGAGGAAGAAGAAGAGGAGGAGGAGGAGGAAGAUGAGGAAGGAAGGAGCCGUGACCGUUUCAAGAGUGAAAGGUCCAAGAUAUCAUUGUCAAAUACAACUGUGGAGCGAACCAUUCCAGACUCUCUAGACAAAGUAAAAGUGGAGAAGACAGAUGUCAUUGACCAUUCUCGAGGACGUGGUGGUUUUCGGGGCUGUGGCCGGGACAGAGGACGAGGUGGGGGACGAGGUGGCCAAAUGGGGGGAUGGCAGAGAGGGGGACCAAGAGGUGGCCACCGGGGUGGCCACCGAGGUGGACCCAGAGGCUUGAUGUCCCAGCCAGGAAACAGUGGAUGGGGAGGCCCUAGAUUCCAGAUCCAGCCAUGGGAGCGUCCACCCCUGUUAAUGAAUCCUCAGAUGCGACCAGGCAUACGACAGGGUGUUCCCAACAUGCAGAUGCAAAGGGGUGGCCCUCCUAAUAUGGGUCGUCCACAGUUGCCUCUGGUGUCCUUACCUGGGGGAAUGCCAGACAGGCCUAAUGCACUCUUGGGCAAUCCCCCUAAUGUUGGAGGGUUCCCACGUCUUCCGCUGGGAAAUGUAGGUUUGGUUAGUUCACUGAAUAGGUUUUGUUUUUAGUAACUAAUAAUUAGA